This is a messenger RNA of Solanum dulcamara, 1969 nucleotides long. RefSeq names its product probable beta-1,3-galactosyltransferase 2. The transcript is spliced from 10 exons. The record is from RefSeq and is a predicted model, not a curated record. The coding region runs from base 362 to 1552 and encodes 396 amino acids. Gene Ontology annotation, molecular function: hexosyltransferase activity. Lineage: Eukaryota; Viridiplantae; Streptophyta; Magnoliopsida; Solanales; Solanaceae. Gene Ontology annotation, cellular component: Golgi membrane.
GGGCAUUUAUGUAAGCCACUGUAGCAAAAAAAUAAAAUUGAUACAGUUAACUCAUGAUUCAUGAACCCCAUUUUCAUUAUAGGAGAAAGGUCCUCAAUCUUGAAAAGGACAGUUUGGUAAAUUUGGUACAUGUACCUGUGCUGUUUCAUUGUCUUUACUUCUCUUCCAAAGAAACCCAUGUAAUAUUAAUAAGCUAAUAACUUCUUGUCCAUAAACUGCAUCUUCCUCAAACUUUGUUCCUAGGAUUCACUUUUCCUAUAAAAAUUAUAGCUUUCUUGAUUCUGACUAAUCUUGAUUCGCGCCACGUAAUAAGGCCAGAGAGGGCUUGAAAUCGAGACGUCUGAUUAAGGGUGUCUUUGAUAUGUAUUUCAAGAACAAAGGAGCAACAGAAAGGUCUUCAAGAAGUGUAGUUUCUCAAAAAUGGAGUCUUUUUCUAUGUCUUGGAAGUUUUUGUGCUGGAAUGUUCUUCACAAACAGAAUGUGGAUUAUUUCUGAAACAAAAGGAGGAAUAACAAGAACAACUACAGUUGAAGCUGAAAGAUUGAAAUUAGUUUCAGAAGGUUGCAUUACAAAAUUUUUGCAGCAGAAAGAUAUAAGACUUGUAUCUAAAGAUAAUUUUGGGACAUUAGAUAACACCAUUUCAAAUUUGGAGAUAGAGUUGGCUGCAGCAAAGACAGCACAUGAGGCGAUUCUUAGUGGGGUUCCGAUAUCAGAAGAGAUCGAGAAGGGUGAAUCACGAAAAAGAAAGUAUUUUAUGGUUGUAGGCAUAAACACCGCGUUUAGUAGCAGGAAAAGAAGGGAUUCAGUUCGCGCUACAUGGAUGCCACAAGGUGAAAAAAGAAGGAAGCUAGAAGAAGAGAAAGGAAUAAUCAUUCGCUUCGUUAUAGGUCAUAGUGCCACAUUAGGGGGCAUAUUAGACAAAGCUAUUGAAGCUGAGGACAAAAAGCACGGUGAUUUCUUGCGUCUGGAUCAUAUUGAGGGUUAUCUUGAAUUGUCCGCCAAGACGAAGACUUACUUUGCCACAGUUGUUAACUUAUGGGAUGCAGAAUAUUACAUCAAGGUUGAUGAUGAUGUUCAUGUCAAUAUAGCAACACUAGGGGAAACAUUAGCAAGGCAUCGUAAAAAACCACGUAUAUAUAUUGGAUGCAUGAAAUCUGGUCCUGUCCUCUCUAGGAAGGGUGUAAGAUAUCAUGAACCAGAAUAUUGGAAAUUCGGAGACAAGUAUUUUCGUCAUGCUUCUGGACAAAUAUAUGCCAUUUCGAAAGACUUAGCCACUUACAUAUCAGCAAACCAGCAUGUACUUCAUAAGUAUACAAAUGAAGAUGUGUCACUGGGAGCUUGGUUUAUUGGACUUGAUGUGCAGCAUAUCGAUGAUCGAAGAUUGUGUUGUGGAACCCCACCUGAUUGUGAAUGGAAGGCACAGGCAGGCAAUCUUUGUGUUGCAUCGUUCGACUGGACCUGCAGUGGGAUAUGCAGGUCUGUCGACAGGAUGAAAGAGGUCCAUCGUCGUUGUGGUGAGGGAGAUAAUGCACUGUGGAAAGCUUCAUUCUGAGGACAUUCAUUAAAGGAAAACAGGUCAAAUCACUAUGUCAAAACGCCACAUUCUUUUGCUCGGAAGAACGUAUUAUACGUAUGAUUAGAGGCAAAUUUAGAAUCUAGAGUAAGUGGAUUCAAAAUAAGUGUAAUUGUAUUAUAUGUAUACAUUUUGUCUUUUUUUUUAUAUACAUAGGUCGAGCUGAAAAGCAAUCGGUUCAGUUGAACCCGCAGAAGGCGCUUUUAAGUCCUCCUGUGUAGUAUAUGUUAUACACGAUUGAGAGAGACGCGCAUGGAGAGAGAGAGAGAAAGAGAUUAAUAAUAGAUGGCCAAGGUUUAGCAGUGGAGAAACCUACUCCAUUUUUGUAACAAAUAAACUCAUAUUAUUGUACAUCACUUCAGUAAUGCAAGUGGAAUGAUUUUUUUGGUGAUUUAA